AGCGGCCCCAGUCGGUCCCGGUCCGGUUCCCGGCCCAGCGCGGCCCCAUGUUUUCGCCGAGCCAGGAGGAGCACUGCGCGCCCAACAAGGAGCCCGUCAAGUACGGCGAGCUCGUCGUGCUCGGGUACAAUGGCUCCCUGCCUAAUGGUGACAGAGGACGUAGGAAAAGCAGAUUUGCUCUCUACAAACGACCCAAGGCUAAUGGAGUCAAACCUAGUACUGUUCAUGUGAUUUCUACCCCCCAAGCAUCCAAGGCCAUCAGCUGUAAAGGUCAGCACAGUAUCUCUUACACAUUAUCCAGAAACCAGACGGUUGUAGUAGAGUAUACACAUGAUAAAGAUACAGAUAUGUUUCAGGUUGGCAGAUCAACAGAAAGCCCUAUAGACUUUGUUGUAACAGAUACCAUUUCUGGCAGCCAAAACAAUGAUGAAACUCAGAUCACACAAAGCACCAUAUCCAGGUUUGCAUGCAGGAUUGUCUGCGACAGAAACCCACCAUAUACAGCAAGAAUUUUUGCAGCAGGAUUUGAUUCUUCUAAAAACAUAUUUCUUGGGGAAAAAGCAGCAAAAUGGAAAAACCCUGAUGGACACAUGGACGGAUUAACAACCAAUGGCGUGCUGGUCAUGCAUCCAAAAGGAGGCUUUACAGAAGAGUCUAAACCUGGAGUGUGGCGUGAAAUCUCCGUCUGUGGUGAUGUGUAUACUCUACGAGAAACCAGAUCUGCCCAACAGAGGGGGAAGCUAGUAGAAAACGAGACCAACGUCCUACAAGAUGGCUCUCUCAUUGACCUGUGCGGAGCCACCCUUCUGUGGAGAACAGCGGAUGGCCUCUUUCACACCCCGACUCAGAAACACAUCGAAGCCCUGCGACAGGAGAUAAACGCUGCCAGGCCACAGUGCCCCGUUGGGCUGAACACUUUAGCGUUUCCCAGCAUUAACCGCAAAGAUGUGGUGGAAGAGAAACAGCCUUGGGCUUACCUCAGCUGUGGCCACGUUCACGGGUAUCAUAACUGGGGACAUCGCAGUGACACAGAAGCCAAUGAGCGGGAGUGUCCCAUGUGCAGAACCGUUGGGCCCUACGUGCCUCUCUGGCUUGGUUGCGAGGCAGGGUUUUAUGUGGAUGCCGGUCCUCCAACUCAUGCUUUCACCCCUUGUGGACACGUGUGCUCUGAGAAGUCGGCAAAAUACUGGUCUCAGAUCCCACUGCCUCACGGUACUCAUGCAUUUCAUGCCGCCUGCCCUUUCUGUGCAGCACAGCUGUCUGGGGAGCACAACUGCGUCAAGCUAAUUUUCCAGGGUCCAGUUGACUGAUACCAUUUUGCAGAUGACCACAAUAACAUUUUCUUUGUUAACAAUUUACUGUGAAGAUUUUGCCACUAACUCUAGAUUUUACAUUUUUAUAAUGUUAUUAAUCGGGUGAUGGGGGGAGGGCUGUCGGGGAGGAUGUUGAAGGGUGGGGUUAACACGGGGAUACAUUGAUACCUGGAACCUGGCAGAUAUCAGUGGUGUUGCAUGCUCAACAGCGGCAUAUUCAUGAAGUUGUCUCAGUCAAAUUGUAGUAUAUUUGUAAUCUUUUUAUUAGCACCCUUGAUCAGAGAAAAAGAUGUCUUAACGAUUUUUUUAAUCCUUGGAUUUUCUAAUGGAAGGGUUUUUUCAUCUAAACUUUGACAAGCCUUUAAAACCUAUUUUUCAAAUCAAGAAAGAACAUGCAGAAUGUAAUUUGUCUUUCAUUUGCAAUGUUAUUAACUUGAACAGUUUCUCAAGGAGCCAACGCAGAAUGCACGGACAGCUGCAGGUGAAUGUUCACAAGACACAACUGUCAAUUUGGGUUGAGACAUGAAAGAUUAGCUGCAAAAAUUGUUGCAUAUAUAAAGCUGUUAAAAUUACCUGUUAGGAUAAAAUACAGCUCACCAAAAAGGAUUGAGGAUUACUUGAAACUGGGGAAUUCCUGUUUGCUUUGAUUUCCUUUCAGUAUAGUGGAUAACCAGUAUUCGUGAUAUACAGUUGAUCUUUUUUAACCUGCAUCUGGUGCAACUGAAUUACUUUUACAUGCUGUUGUUUAAGCCUUUUACAAGACUUUCUGUAUACUUGUAGCUCUGCCUUUGCUUUCUUUCUGCUUGGUGUAGUUUUCCCCUUGCUGCUUACUUGCAUGCCUGGAGCAAUUGGGUUAAUGAAGGUAUAGCAACCCUUUAAAACUGUACUAAUGAAGGGGUAGCACUGCAGUUAAUAGAAAGAAAGUUGAGGUACUGUUAUACAGAACGUAUGCACAUAGACCUGAAUCUAGUAAAGCACUUGGCAUGUGCUUAAAUUUAAACAUAAAUAGCCGUAUUAACUUCAGUGGAACUACUGGUAUUAAGUGCUUCACUGGCCUGGGGCCACAUACUGCUGUCUUUUGAAAUACAAAAGUCUAGUUGAGAAUAAGCUACUAUUUUUUAAGCUCACUUACUAGCCACAGUGCUGUAAGGAGAGCAUCCUUCCUACUCUAACUGCAAUUUUUAUUCCUUUUUUGACUUACUGCCACCUGUCACCAUUCCUUGCAGCCUGAGAAGUGCUGGUCUCCUCCCCCCCCCGCAUAAUUGUUUGUAAAUCAAACAAAAUUCAAAUGUAAUCAUUAAAUACACACAUCAGAGUGGUACAUCUGCAGUAGAUGAUUUGAAAUUUCUAUUUUUUUUUUUAAGAGAGCAAAUAAAUGUUUACUGUGGAAAUAAUUAAAUCAGCAUUUCAUAUGAGAUCUACCAUACCACUCUGUCAGCGUUAUUUCAUUUAGAAUAAUAAUUCUUUGAUCCUUGCUCUCUGUACUCGUAGUAUCUGAGGUAUCAAUCUAUCCAGGUUGAAAAAGACUUUGGGAGAAAAUCAUCACGUCUGAAGUGACACUGAUUACUCAAAACUCAGUUCUGUUAAACCGAUUGCAGCUUUUUUUUUUGCUAUAUUUGUGCCCUUUGUAUAAAUAUAUAAUUUAUAUGAUUUUAAUAUAUUGUGUAUAUAUAUACUUGAAUUGGCCUGUUCAUAUUUGGGUUGUAAAAUUGUUUUAUAGUUAACCUUUUAAACAUUUUAAAUGUCCUUCACCUAUGGAGACAGGACAUACCUUGUCUGCUGCUGUUUAAUAUAAUUUUGCUGUAUAAAAUUCAGCAUUUUAAUAAUUUGAAAAUAGCUUUACUUUUUCUUUUGCUUAGUUUUUCAGCAUCCUUCUUUUUUGCUGUUAACGUUCUGUUUAUUCUGCAGUACAAAUCCCAAAUGGUCCGGUUUGCUCGUCCCACUCAGCGAUUGGAAAUAGGGCAAAUCUUGUUCGCCUCGAACUCGACGCCUCUUCCUAGUGCCUUUUCUCUGAGAUCAUCUUGUGAUUCUGUAUUCAGAGUCCUUACUUCCACAAGGCAGCCUUGUGGUUAACGCUCCACCAAGAAGGGUAAUUCAGCCAGACGGGAAAAAAAGUUGCUUUCAUUUCCGGCAUAACUAUAAGAGGGUGCCUCUUCCCUAAUCUGUCUUCAGCAUAAUUUCCUCAGGUCCCAUAUGCAUCCUUUCUACUGAGCAUAUACCUCAUCUGUGGAAGCAGGUUCCACCUUGUUCGUACUGGACUUUGUUACCGAUGGAUCUUUUUGUCACAAGAGUUCACAAGUGAAAUCACACUUUCAGGUAAAAACGUGUAUUCUUGUCUCCAUGUCACAAGACCUAAUAAUUGUCAGUAGAGAGAAACACUGAUAGUCAGAGCCUUAGAGUUUGUUUGUAGGUGGUUCCCCCUC
This is a messenger RNA of Gavialis gangeticus (Gharial), 3736 nucleotides long. It is a transcript of the gene PELI2, whose product is annotated as pellino E3 ubiquitin protein ligase family member 2. The record is from RefSeq and is a predicted model, not a curated record. The transcript has 6 exons. NCBI's taxonomy places the organism in Eukaryota, Metazoa, Chordata, Crocodylia, Gavialidae. Gene Ontology annotation, biological process: protein polyubiquitination; regulation of Toll signaling pathway. Gene Ontology annotation, molecular function: ubiquitin protein ligase activity; protein binding. Bases 48 to 1310 code for a protein of 420 amino acids.